Molecule: messenger RNA, 2155 nt
Organism: Pygocentrus nattereri (red-bellied piranha)
Lineage: Eukaryota; Metazoa; Chordata; Actinopteri; Characiformes; Serrasalmidae
Gene: opn4.1
Product: opsin 4.1
Exons: 1
Coding region: 167-1678 (503 amino acids)
Biological process (GO): G protein-coupled receptor signaling pathway; visual perception
Cellular component (GO): membrane
Molecular function (GO): G protein-coupled receptor activity
Source: RefSeq, a predicted model, not a curated record
UACUUAUCACAUCAAGCAAUGUGAUGCCAUUUUUAUAUUUUCUACUCAGAGUAGAGUUUCCUGGUCCUUUGGCAUAGAAGACAAAAUUUAUGUUAUUUUAUUUUAUCACUGAUUCACUACUAUUUUUAUCUUUUUGACUAUUUUUGGUAAUUCUUUGACUUGUGCCAUGAGCGUUCAAUCAGCUCGGAGAGGGCAUUUCUGCCACUCCGGUGAGUCCAACUGCACGGCGGGGUUUAAGGAGUCCCUGAGCACUCGCAACUACAAGAUACUGCAUGUGCCUUUCCAUGGGCCGACCCACAACCACCACCACCAUGAGCCUCCUCAUCCCUUCCCCACCGUGGAUGUUCCUGACCAUGCUCACUACAUCAUCGGCUCGAUCAUUCUCAUGGUGGGCAUCACAGGCAUGAUUGGCAAUGCGCUAGUCAUCUAUGUCUUCUGCCGAAGCCGUUCGCUGCGCACCCCAGGCAAUAUGCUGGUGGUCAACCUGGCCGUGGCUGACCUCUUCAUGUCCCUUACCCAGUCGCCUGUCUUCUUUGUGGCCAGCCUGCAUCACCGCUGGGUGUUUGGGGAGAAAGCUUGUGAGCUGUAUGCUUUCUGUGGGGGCUUGUUUGGAAUCUGCUCCAUGAUGACCCUGAUGGCAAUAGCUGCUGAUCGCUGCCUCGCGAUAACUCGGCCUCUUGCUCUGUUGGGCAGGGUAAGCCGUAGCAGGGCAGGGGCGGUGUUGACUCUGGUGUGGCUCUAUGCACUUGGCUGGAGUUUACCUCCCUUCUUCGGCUGGAGCGCCUAUGUCCCAGAAGGUCUCCAAACCUCAUGCUCUUGGGACUACAUGUCCUUCACACCAUCAGUACGUGCUUACACCAUCCUCCUAUUCAUUUUCGUCUUCUUUAUCCCUUUGGGAAUCAUCGGUGGCUGUUACCUGGCCAUUUUCCAGGCCAUCCGAUCGGCUCGGAGGGAGGUAAAGGAACUUGAUUGCGGGGAGACCCGCAAGAUGUUUGAACGCAUGCAGAGUGAAUGGAAAAUGGCCAAGGUUGCUCUUCUGGUCAUCUCACUCUUUGUGGUAUCCUGGUCACCUUAUUCCAUUGUGGCUCUCACCGCCACUGCUGGCUAUGCCCACCUUCUCACCCCUUAUAUGAACUCUGUGCCUGCAGUGAUCGCCAAGGCUUCUGCCAUCCACAACCCCAUAAUCUAUGCCAUCACACACCCCAAAUACCGAGCAGCUAUCGCCCGCUAUUUGCCCAUUCUCCGCGUAAUUCUAUGUGUUGGUGAAAAGGACAUGCGCUCCUCUUUUAGCUCCAGCAAUGGCUCUUCCUUUCGCCGGCCGACUCUCACCAGCCAAUGCUCCUUGGGUGUCUGCAUUGGCAAUGCUGCCCGUGCCAACGGCCACUGGGGGAAGACCCGGCUGUCAUCAGCCUCGGACACCGAUUCCUGUUGGACAGAGAGUGAGGCAGACGGCUCCAGUGUCAACUCACUACCUUUCGCCAGACGAGUGUCUACAGAGAUUUCAACAGACACCGCCAUCCCUCCACAGCAGGCUAGCACAAGUGCUUGCAGUGGGCAAAAAGUGGGGCAGGCUGAAUGGGUUGGCAGCAUGCCCGUGCCCUCCAUUACUCUUGAAGCAGAUGUGUCAGACGGAAGCAUGCUUUCUGACGGUAAAGCUUUCCUCCUGUCAGGUAACUGACAAAGAAAUACUGCUGUGAGACUUUGGUAUAAGUAUUCCUUCAAACCUAAACUUGCUUCAUCGUACAAAGUGUAAUGUGCAAUCAAAGUUUCUAUUAAACUUGCCCCACUGUGGUCUCUUUUCAAAAUUGUACCUGGUUUUAGCUAAAAAGUCUUGUUUCAUUCUGUAAAUUGCUGGACAUUACAUGACGGGUAUGGGUUAAUUCUUUGAAUGUACAGACCUGUAUUACAAUUUUUGCUGCUUUUCUUUAAGAUCAGUCCUAAACCUAGUUUAACAAAGGUUUUAAAUGGUGAAUGACUGUACAGUAUGAUUCUUGCUAGGCUUAAUCCAUGUUCACAACACUGGCCCAUGUUAUAUUAGUUCAACAAUAAAUAUGCUAAGCUGUUACAUUCUCUUUAUAGGCCAUUUCAUGUAACAUUUUUUCUUUGCAAGUCUGCUCUAGAUUUUAUCUAAAAAUGAAUAAAUGGUGAAUGCAAA